Messenger RNA from Polypterus senegalus (gray bichir), 3007 nucleotides. It is a transcript of the gene nop14, whose product is annotated as NOP14 nucleolar protein homolog (yeast). The transcript has 19 exons. Gene Ontology annotation, cellular component: nucleolus; Noc4p-Nop14p complex; small-subunit processome. The record is from RefSeq and is a predicted model, not a curated record. The coding region runs from base 145 to 2727 and encodes 860 amino acids. NCBI's taxonomy places the organism in Eukaryota, Metazoa, Chordata, Cladistia, Polypteriformes, Polypteridae. Gene Ontology annotation, biological process: maturation of SSU-rRNA.
UCUCUCCUGCAACUUUGUUGGUGGCGGCAUGUGUCUUGUUUAGUUGAAUAGCGUGAGCGGUUUCUGAACUUUAUGGAAGGGGUUUUGUGACAAACAUUUCAAGGAAAAACUUUAUUUUUUGCACUUUGCCAGUAAUAUCUGAAAAUGGGCAAAUUUCGACAGAAAAAGAACCUCUCGGACAAAGUACGAAAAUUGAAGACUACAAGUGAUAUUAAAAACAAUCCAUUUGAAGUGAAGAUCAACAGACAGAAGUUUGACAUUUUAGGCCGAAAGUCCAAGCAUGAUGUUGGUCUGCCUGGGGUGUCGAGAUCGAAAGCUAUACGAAGGCGUAAAGAAACACUUCUGAAAGAAUACAGACUAAAAGACAAAUCGAAUAAACUUAUUGACAAGCGCAUUGGCGAAUAUGACUCAAAGAUGGCAUCUGAAGACAAAAUUCUGAAAAGAUUUGCCCUUGAGAGACAGCGCAUUUAUGAAAAGAAAGAUAUUUACAACUUGAAUGAAGAGGAGGAACUGACACAUUUCGGCCAGUCCUUAGCAGACAUUGAGAAGCUAAAUGACCGUGUGGAUAGUGACAGUGAUAGCGAAGAGAAAGGACUUCUCUCAGCUGAGCUAACUGCUGCUCACUUUGGAGGUGGAGUAGGGAACCUGCUGCGGAACAAGACUUCCCCAGGAGAGAAGGGCACAGUUGAGGAACCAAAACAAAAAUCACGCAAGGAGCUCAUUGAUGAGUUGAUAGCAAAAUCAAAGCUAGAUAAGCAUGAACGGCAGACACAGAAAGAAGAGUCUCAAAUCCUGACAGAAAAAUUGGAUAGUGAGUGGAAGUCUAUUCAAAGUUUGGUGUCUCGUAGAAAUCUUAAUGCUGCAAUGAGUAAAGAAGAUGAAAAAAGCAAGCCAGACGAGUAUGACAUGUUGGUGCGAGAGUUGGGUUUUGAGAUGAAAGCAAAGCCUUCUGAUAGAAUGAAGUCUGAAGAAGAAUUGGCCAGAGAAGAACGUGAACGUCUUGAAAAAUUAGAGAGUGAUAGAUUAAGACGAAUGCAAGGAGACUUUGAAGAGAGCAAUGCUAAGAAGCUUGUACAUUUCUCAGCUGAUGAUCUAAAUGAUGGCUUUAUUCUCACCAAGGAAGAUCGACAGUUACUUACAUAUAAGGAUGGAAAAUUGUGUGUGGAAUUACCUGAAAAAUCAAAUCAAGAAUGUGAUGAAGAGCAAAACGAGAGUGACAAUGAGGAGGAGAAUGAAGAGGAAGAAGAUGAAGAAGUAGAGGAUAGUGAUUCUGAAGACCAUCAUUCAGAUUUAGAAUCUAAUGAAGACAGUGAAGGAGAGAGUGAAGACCAAACCACUGAGGAAAACAAACCAAAGGCAAUGAUGAGUCUGAGUGAAACAGAGAAAUUUGCACAGAAAGAAGCUGCUAGUGCUGAACUUCCAUAUACCUUUGCAGCUCCUGAAAGCUACAGUGACUUGAAAUCUUUACUUUUGCGAUAUUCCUCAGAAAAACAGUCCCUCAUAAUACAGAGAAUUAAAAAAUGCAACCAUCCAAGCCUUGCAGUAGGAAAUAAAACAAAACUUGAGAAGUUAUUUGGUUUUCUUUUUGAGUAUGUCGGAGACCUGGCAAUAAGGGAACAACCAGAUUUUGGCACAAUCAAUUUGCUUGUUCCUCACCUAUAUGAUCUAUGCCAACUUUUCCCAGAAGCAGCUUGUAAAUGUGUUCAGUCGAUAUUUAGAGACUCUGCUCAUGACAUUGAGGAGGUAGUAGAAGUUAAAGGCAAAGCACCAUUACCAGGGCUUCCUGUAAUGGUGUAUCUGAAAAUCAGUGCUAUGUUAUUUCCUACUUCUGACUUCCGACACCCUGUAGUGACCCCAGUACUUGUGUAUAUGAGCCAGUUGCUUACCAAGUGUCCAAUAACAUCAUUACAAGACGUAGCAAAAGGAUUACUUCUAUGCUGUUUAUUCAUUGAGUAUGUAUCAUUAUCCCAGAAAUUUGUACCGGAGCUUAUCAGUUAUCUUCUUGGAAUUCUUCAUCUGUCAGUUCCUGAAAAACACAACCUAGGUUAUACCCCAGUACCACCAUUCAGAGCAGAAGGAAAGCGAUGUGACUUGUUAGUUCUGAAAAAUGUCAGAGCAUCAGAGUCAUGGGUGAAAAAGUCUUUUCCAUUGUCUGCUAUCAGUAGGCUGGAGUUAAAGAAUGAAAUGGAGCAGGAUCAUUUCAGGUUGUCGUCUUUAGCCACUUGCUUGGACCUUGUUAAAAGAUGUGUUUCUCUGUAUGGGUCACUGCCUUUGUUUAGCAAGAUAUUUCAGCCAAUCACUACUCUUAUUGAAAAGCACCUGCCUGUUACAAUCUACCCUGUCCAUCUACAAGAGCUUAUUGAAAAUAUUUUACAAGAGGUCAAGAGUAGACCCUCAUUGCAAGUGCCUUUGGUUUUUGAUAAACAGAAGCCUGUUCCUCUUAAACUUUAUACUCCAAAAAUAAUCCAAAUUUUAGAUAAUGGGAGAAGACGAGGUGGAACAAAGAAAGAACAAGAGAAACAGAGGUUAAUUCACAAGUACAAGAAAGAGUUUAAAGGUGCAAUCAGAGAAAUUCGCAGAGACUCGCAGUUCUUGGCAAGAGAGAAACUUUCUGAGAUUAUGGGAAGAGAUGCAGAGAGAAAGAGGAAGGUGAAAGAACUGUUUGGGAAUCUGGCUACACAGGAAGGAGAAUGGAAAGCCUUAAAGAAAAAGAAGAUGAAAGGCUGAGUCGUCAGUGUCGAUGAAACAGCACCAGCAAAACCUUUAAUUGCUGCCGGACUUGAGAGUAACACAAGUUAUAGGUCCCAUAGGUGGAGCUGAAAACAAACAUUGUAAAGACUUGUGUUAUUUUUCAAAAAUCAUGAAAAUUUUCCCCCAUCAGAUCUAUUGGUAAUUAAAUUGCAGCGUAGUACUAUUACACGGAAAGCUUGAAUUUACAACAGUGUUGGAGCAGAUUUUUUUUUUAUCCAGAAUGUUUAUUAAUGUACAGAAACUAAUAUUAAAAUAA